AUGGUUUAUUUUAGUCCACGUGGUAUGCAACCGCCGUGUAGCCCACCAGGAUUACCGAUUACUUCCAAGAGUCCCACCAUGGAAUCAGCCAACAGCAAUACCAGCAUCGAACCGGAGGUAGACCAGAAGCCGAUAAAAAUUCAGCGAACGAAUGGAGGGGCGCUCAAAUUCUCCAUCGCCAAUAUUAUGGGAAGAGACGAUGACGAGGAAGAAGAACCGGAACUACGACGGAAGGAUCAUUUGGAAGUUAUUCCACCACCGCAAUCAUCCAGCCCACCAUCGGCAUCGUCUAGUCCGAACUAUGAGCACAGUUCAUCGAUGGCAGCGUACGAUUCCGCGUUCAAGAAGUACGUACCAAGUUCGAUGCAUCAGUUUGUAGCGAAUCGACACCAGGAUCUGCUUAGUCAGUACCCUCUGCUGUACUACCCGGGUCAAUUAAUGUGCGCCGCAGCAGCUGCCCAGUAUGCUGCAUUGACCCAACAUCCAGUAACACUGCUAAAUGGAUCUUCCUUAGCAACGUCUAGCAGUGGAAGCAAUCCAACUCCUCUACAUCCUUACGUACCAACCGCAAAUGCCCUGCGAGGUCUCGAUGCAUCCGCCAUGUCUCCACCUCAGCACUCGCUGGCUCAUCACAAAAAGAUAAACCUCAAUGCAUCUACAUCCUCGUCGUCGUCCUCCAGUGAUCUCAACAGUUCAGUGAAUUCAACCAACUCAGCAAACCUAACCUCUGCUGCCGCCCUGGCGAAGCAGAAAACAUUCGCCUGUCCGGAAUGUGGAAAGGUGUUUAAUGCGCACUACAACCUUACCCGACAUAUGCCUGUUCACACCGGUGCUAGACCGUUUAUCUGCAAAAUCUGCGGCAAGGGAUUCCGUCAGGCAUCCACACUGUGUCGGCACAAAAUAAUACACACUUCUGAGAAACCACACAAAUGUCAGACCUGCGGGAAAGCUUUCAAUAGAUCGUCCACUUUGAACACCCACACUCGCAUUCACGCCGGCUACAAACCGUACAUCUGCGAGUACUGCGGCAAAGGUUUCCACCAGAAGGGAAACUACAAAAACCACAAACUUACCCACAGCGGCGAUAAAGCUUACAAAUGCACGAUCUGUAACAAAGCUUUUCAUCAGAUAUACAAUCUCACCUUUCACAUGCAUACGCACAACGAUAAGAAACCGUUUACAUGUAAAAUUUGCGCCAAAGGGUUCUGUCGCAAUUUCGACCUUAAAAAGCACAUGCGGAAAUUGCACGAUGUCAGCCUCAGUGCCAGCCUCAAGCGUCAGCACCAGCAACAACAACAGCAGCAAGCAUCUCAACAAGCGGUGGAAUCAAAUCAUCACGGAGCACCGGCAUGGGCAGCGGGUGGACCAUCGUCCGCUUCAGCCUCAUUGGCAGCCCUGUCAUCAUCUCCGCUGACCACUCUAACCAACCUGCACCAUUCGGCCGUUGCGGCUGCCGCUCUCCGGGCAGGCGACUACAGCAGUCCCUUCCUGAUGCCUAAUGCCCGUGGGGGAAGUCGGCUGGAUGCUCCUUUUAUAGGUAAAGUUUUCUGA
This is a messenger RNA of Sabethes cyaneus, 1551 nucleotides long. RefSeq names its product fez family zinc finger protein erm. Gene Ontology annotation, molecular function: DNA-binding transcription factor activity; RNA polymerase II cis-regulatory region sequence-specific DNA binding. Gene Ontology annotation, biological process: regulation of transcription by RNA polymerase II. The transcript has 2 exons. Lineage: Eukaryota; Metazoa; Arthropoda; Insecta; Diptera; Culicidae. The record is from RefSeq and is a predicted model, not a curated record. Bases 1 to 1551 code for a protein of 516 amino acids.